Molecule: messenger RNA, 315 nt
Organism: Saprolegnia parasitica CBS 223.65
Lineage: Eukaryota; Oomycota; Saprolegniomycetes; Saprolegniales; Saprolegniaceae
Exons: 7
Coding region: 1-315 (104 amino acids)
Source: RefSeq, a predicted model, not a curated record
AUGAAACCAGUGGCAAAGAGCAGUAGCGACAGUGAGAGCCCGCAACCCAAAGCCAAGUCAUCCAAGACCAAGAAACCAGCCGUCUCAAGCGACGAGGCACCGGUCACUUCGAAAAUCCUUCAACUAAAAAGCCGCAAAGCGAUAGCAGCGAACCGCCGAGGCGCAAGAAAAAAGAUGUCUCGAGCGACGACAGUGCGGCUCCAACUAAAACCAAAGCAUCUGCCAAGGCGAAGCAAAAAACAUCUUCCCGGAAGCCGCCCCCGUCCAGCGACUCGAAUUCUGAAGAGCCACCGCCCAAAAAAUCCACUCGUCUGA